UUUGAUAUGGCUCUCCACGUUCCCAGGGUUCAGAAUUAUGUAUCCAUGUUGAAAGAUGGAACUAGACAUUACGAAGGUCUAGAAGAAGCCGUUUCUCGUAACAUUGAAGCAUGCGUUGCUAUAGCAAAAACAACCCGCUCUACCUAUGGUCCGAGUGGGCAGAAUAAAAUCGUAAUUAACCACAUCGGUAAACAAUUUGUAACAAAUGAUGCCGCUACGAUUCUCCGCGAACUCGAAGUUCAACAUCCAGCCGCAAAAAUGUUGAUUCUCGCCACACAACAGCAGGAACAGGAAGCCGGUGAUGGAACUAAUCUUGUUUUCCAGCUAGCUGGUGCUCUUCUGGAUAAUGCACGUGAUCUCUUAAGAAUGGGUUUGUCAGUUUCUCAAAUUGUUGAGGGUUAUGAAAUGGCCAGCAAGAAGGCUCUUAAUUUCCUAGACGAUAUUGUCGUUAAGGAAGUUAGUGACCUUAAAAACAUCAAUGAUGUUGUCCCUGUUAUCAAGACCUCGUUAAUGAGCAAGCAACUUGAUAUCAGCGAGUUUCUUUCAGAACUUAUCUCAAACGCAUGCAUUUCCGCCAUGCCUGAAACUGGCCAUUUUAAUGUCGACAACAUCAGAGUUCUGAAAGUCUUAGGCUCUGGUGUGACAAGUUCCACUCUUGUGCACGGAAUGGUUUUCCCUCGGGACGUAGAAGGCGAUGUCAAAGAGGUUUCUCAAUCAAAAAUUGUCGUUUACUCUUGUCCUCUUGAAGCUUUGCAAACUGAAACGAAGGGUACUGUUUUGUUACAUACUGCCGAAGAACUGAUGGAGUUUUCCAAAGGUGAAGAAAGCCAAAUGGAGAAGAUUAUAAGCAGUAUCGCUGAUCUUGGUGUUAAGAUUGUCGUCUGUGGUGGCAAAGUUAGUGAACUGGCUCAACACUACGCCAACCAACGUGGUAUUAUGUUAGUGCGCCUUAACAGUAAAUUUGAUGUAAGACGUCUGUGCCAAGUUACUGGUGCCACUGUUCUUCCAACGCUAAGUAUUCCCUCUACCGAAGAAUUGGGAUAUAUUGAACGAGCUCGAACUGACGAAAUUGCUGAUACUAGCGUUGUAAUUUUUGAACAAGCUGCAAGCAAGAAGCCCAUGGUUACUCUGGUUGUUCGUGGUAGUACCGAUAGCAUUAUGGAUGAUAUUGAACGAGCUAUUGAUGAUGGCGUAAAUACUUACAAGGCUCUUACUCGCUGCAAAAAGGUUGUUGCAGGAGCUGGUGCAUGUGAAGUUGAGAUUGCUCGCAACUUACUUUCAUUUGCGGACACAAUUCCUGGACUCGAACAGUACGCCGUUCGUGAAUUUGCUCAUGCCUUUGAGGUGAUUCCCAAAGCUCUUGCCGAAAAUGCUGGCGAGAAAUCGACUGAAGUGAUCGCUCAGCUCUAUGCUAACCAUCAGGCUGGUCAGAUCUAUUCGGGAUUUGUCACCACUGAAAAGCUCGAUGCUGAUAUUCGUGAUGCCAAGGAAGCUAACAUCCUUGAUUUGCAUGCUGCCAAACAUUGGGCCAUCCGCUUUGCUACGAACGCCGCUUGCGUUGUUCUUCGCGUUGAUCAAAUUAUUAUGAGUAUGUACGCAGAUAAUUCAAAUGCCCGUACAGCCUCUGGCGCUAUCAACAACGCAUCGGUGGAUCCUGAUGAGGAUGGCGAAGAAGAUAUAGUCGAUCCUUCCUUUCUCUCCUUCGUGGACGAUCAGGCGGCUGAGGAGAGCUUCUACUUGCUGGAAUACGAAGAGGACCCAACGCCUGACUUGUAUGGGGUGCUGGGUGUCUCACGAGACGCAAGUGAUGCGGAUAUAAAGGCGGCUUAUAGGCGAUUUUCUCGAUUACUGCAUCCGGAUAAACAUUCUGUUGCCUCAGAUGCGGCUGAGGCAGCGUUUAGGCGUCUCACGAAUGCCUAUAACAUUCUCUCGGAUCCGAGUCAAAGAGCUAUCUAUGAUCAAUACGGAUUUAGAGGUCUUCGUACUCAGGGUUGGGAGCUGGCAGUGAGGGAUAAAUCUGCAGCUGAACUGCGUCUGGAAUACAUUCUCCUAAAACAAAAAGCUAAAGAAUCUGAGAGGGAACACUUGCUCCAACCUAGCACCGAACUCACCUGUGGUAUUGACAUGACCGACUUCUUCGAUCGCUAUCUCAAAGAAUCACCAGAAGAGCGGAUAUUUUCACCAUCCAUAUCAGUCCACGAUGUCUCCAUGUCUCAAUCAAUUACGGCUCUCCGAACACCAAACAAUACAGUUAAUCUAGCUGGUCAUGUCACAGCUUUUAAUGGGGUUGGUAUUGGCACUUUGCUGUCAAUUUGGACUCAUCGACUCUCACCGAAAACGCCGAUUAUUGGAGCGAGCUCUACAGAAACUACUAUCUCCUACGGCCGAGGCAAAUAUGGACUGGGGCUCGGUUUUAAACUGAGCAAAGAGCUUUUUGACCGAGUUAGUGGUUUCGCGGGUCUACAAUUGGCAUCAGCCCCUCAUUCCGGUUCAGGAUUCGCCCUAAUUCCGGGCGCUUCUAUAGGCACCGGUAUCCAACUCACCUCUAACAUAAUCACUCGACUGUCCUACAAAUUCAACAUGAAUGCAGGUCUCUUCACGGAGUUAUUUAUGUUCGCAGAACAGGGCAAGCGUUCCUGCCGCAUUCAGAUGAAUAUCCUAGCUAAUGGAAACACUGUUUUCAAUACUCAUCUUGAAUCUACUGUAAGCUGGCCUUUCCUAAAUCCACUCCUCAAAGUCUCUUCUCGUCCAUCAGCUUCGAAGAGGUGUGCUGACUGGGAAACGAAUCUUGAUGAAGAAGACGAUUUGCUCCUAGAAUCUAUUCCUUCAAAGGGUCGCAUUUCUGCCAACAUCUCAUGUAAUUCCUAUGACCUUCUUGAAGUACGAGUUGGAACCAACUGUGCUCUCUCAGAGCUUACGCGUUUAUCCAGCGAAAUUGCAGUUAGUUGGAUGCGGGGUCUAAGCUUAAAACUUAGUCUACGUAGGGGAAAUCAGUCCUAUGUAUUCCCCAUUAAACUCUCGGAGGUUUGGGAUCCAGCAGCUCUCUGUUAUGGAAUUUUAGUACCAAACCUCUCCUAUGUCCUUCUUCGAAGUCUUGUCUACGAACCUUGGGUACUCUCUCAGCUCAAAAAGGCUCAAGAUAUUCGUAGAAAGCGUUUGAGGAAUGAGCUGAGACAGUUGAGAAGUGAGGCUCUUGCUACACAAGCUCUUAUGGAACAUACGGCUUCUCGUAUCGUUGAAAGUGAAAGAGAGAAUAGAGGUCUUGUAAUUAUCCGUGCCCUCUAUGGACAACUAUCUCCCACAACUCCCGGUAUUCCUUUGGAAGACGAUGCUGGUGGAUCUCUUUCUUUGGAUGUUUCUGUUGCUCUUCAAGUUAUGGUUGAGAACCACGCCAUCCGAUUACCUCCAGGUCGUUGGGCAGAUUUACAAGGCUUCUAUGAUCCAUGUGCUGGACUGGGAAGGGCAGCUUUUGCCAAAGGUAGACCACUAAGGCAACUCUUUGUCGCCUAUACAUUCAACGGACUUCCACAUGAAGUUUGCACUGAAGAGAAUAGAGGACUAGCGAUACCUAUGAGUAAGCACCGAGUUGAAGCAUUUUCCCAACAUAUGUAA
This is a messenger RNA of Rodentolepis nana, 3612 nucleotides long. The record is from the annotation of a GenBank genome assembly. NCBI's taxonomy places the organism in Eukaryota, Metazoa, Platyhelminthes, Cestoda, Cyclophyllidea, Hymenolepididae.